AUGAGUAGCCCCUCUGACUUGCGCUGUUUGCUGAGCGAUUGUACGGAUUUAGCUGUUACAGAAGUUUUUCAUGAUAAUUCCUUAGAAGAAAAUUUCACGGGUUCUCUAUCACACCAAGAUAUCCGCUCUUUAUCUUUAUCUUUAAAGUUUACUUUGUUUAAAAACCAUGGAGUAGCUCCCGGUGACACUAUUUCAAUAGUCUUUUCAAAUGGAAUUAGCUUUAUUAUAGCUUUUUUGGCUAUAGUAUCUGGUGGUUUAAUUUGUGCUCCUUUAAACCCAACUUACUCCAAAGAAGAGUUUUUAUAUUACUUGAAGGAUAUAAAUCCGAAAUUGAUAAUAAAAUCGGAAUUCAUGGAUAACGACGUGGCGAUUUCUGAAGCAGCAAAAAGCUUAAAAAUUACAUUGACCACUUUGUUUACGAAACCUACCAAAGCCGCCUUAAAUUAUUUCUUUCGAGACGAAGGGGUCCUCGUUAAUUUAAAAAAGUUAAACGCUCCCGCAGAAACACUACAGAAAUUAGAGCAAAUUAACCCGGGAGACAUAGCGCUUUACCUCCACACCAGCGGCACCACAAGUAAGCCGAAGGGUGUCCCACUCAGCCACUACAAUCUUGUGUCCAGUGUUAAGAAUAUAGUGGCCACUUAUGACUUAACAAAACUGGACAAAGGCCUGCUGGUUAUGCCUUUAUUUCAUGUUCAUGGGCUGGUGUGCGGACUCCUCGCUCCUCUCUUCUCUGGUGGGAGUCUGGUUAUACCAGUCAAUGGCCAAUUUAGCGCCUCCAACUUUUGGAACACGGUCGUCGAGCACCAAGUCAACUGGUAUACUUGCGUGCCAACCAUACACAAGAUUUUGCUCCUUCGCUCCCAUAAAGAAUAUCCUGCCUUCAAUUCCCCGAACUUACGUUUUAUCAGGAGUAGCUCUUCAACCUUGUCGCCCUCAAUUCUUUAUGAACUUGAAAAAACCUUUCACGUGCCAGUUCUGGAGGCUUACUCUAUGACAGAAGCUUCACAUAUGAUGACUUCUAACCCUCUUCCCUCUAAAGGUCAACGCAAAGCCGGGACGGUGGGGAGCGCCGUUGGGGAGCUCGUAGUGUCCGUGCGUGACGAAGUUAACAAGGAAGUGGCCACCGGGGAAGAAGGGGAGGUGUGCGUAAAAGGGCCCAGUGUGUUUUCAGGUUAUAAGGAUAACCCGGAAGCCAAUGAAGAGGGGUUCAUGGAAGGCUGGUUCCGCACGGGAGAUCGAGGAAGUAAAGAUCCAGCUGGCUUCAUCACUCUUACAGGGAGAAUAAAGGAACUGAUUAACAGAGGAGGAGAAAAGAUUUCUCCUAAUGAAAUUGAUUCAGCCCUGCUUGAGUUUAAGGGCGUGAUAGAGGCGGUCAGCUUUGGCGCUCCAGACCCAUUAUAUGGAGAAGUCGUGCAUGCCGCUGUUGUCAUAAAAGAUCCAGAGGACCCUAAAAAAAUGGAACUUCUUUUAAAGGAAUUUCUUCUAACAAAAUUAGCUCCAUUUAAAGUUCCUCAAGUGUUUUACUUCAGUAACGACCUCCCUAAAACAGCUACAGGAAAAAUACAGCGAAAGCAUAUAGCUUCCAAAUUUUUAAAUACGCAAUAAACA
This is a messenger RNA of Zophobas morio, 1611 nucleotides long. RefSeq lists its product as uncharacterized. The record is from RefSeq and is a predicted model, not a curated record. Gene Ontology annotation, molecular function: medium-chain fatty acid-CoA ligase activity. The transcript is spliced from 13 exons. Bases 1 to 1608 code for a protein of 535 amino acids. Gene Ontology annotation, biological process: fatty acid metabolic process. Lineage: Eukaryota; Metazoa; Arthropoda; Insecta; Coleoptera; Tenebrionidae.